UUACCUCUUAUUUACGCGACAGAGUGCCGUAAGGACCCCGCGCAGAAAGUUCGUGAUGGGUUCGAAAUCACGACGUCGGUCCUGCUCUAAGUCCAGAAGCCGGAGCCGGGGUCGGCGGAACAGGUCCAGAGUAAGCAGGUCUCGUUCCCCGGAAGACAGGAGAGGCCGCAGUCGGUCUACGGACGCGAAAAGAACCGCCCGCGGUCGAGCACGGUCCGAUAGCAGGGACUCCAGCGAUGGCUCCCCUGCCAGACGUCGGCCUCAACACAGGGACCAUCCAGGUUCCCGAAGCGGCUCUGAGAGCGACAGAGGACGAGGACCACACCGCCCCAGGAGCAAGUCGAGGAGUGGGUCGUCCAGUUCUGAUUCAGAUGAUCCCAAAAUGAGGAGGAGGAGAAAGGAAAUGGAGAACCAGAGAAGAACAUCUCAAGAGAGGAGAAGGGGGAGAUCCCAGUCCAACUCUGACUCCCGCAGUGGAAGCAGCGAUAGAGAAAGAAGAAGACGGAGAAGUCCCGACAGAAGGAGUCCAGCCAGAGACAGACAGAGAAGGGAGCGGGACAGAGAUAGAGAGAGGCGGAAGAGCAGCAGCAGAGAAAGGGAAAGAAAAAGAGCGAGAGACAAAAGCCGAGAGCGGAGGAAGAGGAGUGAAGACAAGGAGCGAGGGAGGAGUGAAAGAAGCAGAGAGAGGGCUGGCAGAGAUCGGGGGAGGCAGCGCUCCAGUUCACCUGAGUCGUCUGAUAGCUCAGGGUCUGAUCACAGGGGCCACGCAGUGAAAGAAAAGGAGGAGAGGAAAAAACAGAGAGAAAUGAUGAAAGCUCUGGAGACGCCAGAAGAGAAGAGGGCCAGAAGACUGGCCAAGAAGGAAGCAAAGGAGAAGAAAAGGAGAGAGAAGAUGGGCUGGAGUGAGGAGUACAUGGGGUACACCAAUGCAGACAAUCCCUUUGGUGACAACAACUUGUUAGGCACAUUCAAAUGGCAGAAGGCGUUGGAUAAGAAAGGUAUCGGCCAUCUUGGAGAAAAGGAGCUUAAAGAAAGGAAUAAACGUAUCCAGGAGGAGAAUCGCAGGGAGCUGCAGAAGGUGAAACAGCUUCGUCUGGAGAGGGAGCGAGAGAAAGCCAUGAGAGAGACAGAGCUGGAGAUGCUGCAGAGAGAGAAAGAGGCAGAGCAUUUCAAAACCUGGGCUGAGCAGGAAGACAACUUCCAUUUGCAUCAGGCCAAACUCAGGUCUAAGAUCCGAAUUCGUGAUGGUCGUGCCAAGCCCAUUGACCUUUUGGCAAAGUACAUCAGUGCAGAGGAUGACGAUCUUGCUGUGGAGAUGCAUGAACCUUACACCUUCCUCAACGGGCUCACAGUCACUGACAUGGAUGAUCUGCUGGAGGACAUUAAGGUUUAUAUGGAAUUGGAGCAAGGCAAGAACGUGGACUUCUGGAGAGACAUGACGACCAUCACUGAGGACGAGAUCAGCAAACUGAGAAAACUGGAGGCUUCUGGGAAAGGACCAGGAGAUCGUCGUGAGGGCAUCAACACAGCUGUGAGCACUGACGUACAGACUGUGUUCAAAGGAAAAACAUACAGCCAGUUGCAGGCGCUGCACCUGAACAUUGAGUCAAAGAUCCGAGCUGGAGGAUCCAAUCUUGAUAUCGGCUACUGGGAGAGUCUGCUGCAGCAAGUCAGGGUCUACAUGGCCAGAGCCAGGUUGAGAGAGCGACAUCAAGAUGUGCUGCGUCAGAAGCUGUUCAAGUUGAAACAGGAACAGGGAGUGGAGAGUGAACCUUUGUUCCCCAUCAUCAAAGAGGAGCCGCAAGAUGACGAAGAUGACAGGGAGAGAGCAGGAGAGCGGACUAAGGAGACCGCAACAGAAGAACCUGGACAGUCAUCAUCAUCAUCGUCCUCCACAAAAAGAAAGAACAAAGCAAUGGAAGAUGAAGAAGAAGAGGCAGGCCCGUCCACAGCAGGAAACCAAGAUGAGGAUGGCGGAGAAGACGGUGACGGGAAGGACGAGGAGAAGGGUGAGGCGGUGGAGGCUGUGCUGACGGAGGAGGACCUGAUCCAGCAGAGCCAGGCGGAGUACGACUCAGGGCGCUACAGUCCUACGCUGCUCAUGCCUUCUGAGCUGCCUCUGGACACACACACGAUUACCCCAGAGGAGGACAUACACAGGCUGCAGCUGGCACGCAGACAGCUACAGGUUACAGGCGACGCUAAUGAGAGUGCAGAGGAUGCCUUCGUACGUCGAGCCAGAGAGGGCAUGGGCAACGACGAGGCGCAGUUCAGCGUGGAGUUCCCAGUCACGGGGAAGAUGUACCUGUGGGCAGACAAAUAUCGUCCCAGGAAACCCCGCUUCUUCAACCGGGUCCACACGGGCUUCGAGUGGAACAAAUACAACCAGACGCAUUAUGACUUCGACAACCCUCCGCCCAAGAUAGUUCAGGGAUACAAGUUCAACAUCUUCUACCCGGACCUGAUUGACAAGCGCUCCACCCCGCAGUACUUCCUUGAGCCCAGUCCCGACAACAAGGACUUUGGUAUUUUAAGGUUCCACGCAGGUCCGCCGUACGAGGACAUUGCCUUCAAGAUUGUGAACAGGGAGUGGGAGUACUCGCACCGACACGGCUUCCGCUGUCAGUUCGCCAACGGGAUCUUCCAGCUGUGGUUCCACUUCAAGAGGUACCGCUACAGGAGAUAGACACCACGCACCAGGAUGGACCAAGACCAAUCACUGAGUUUUUACUAUUCACAGUGUAUAGUUUAGGCUGUACAGUCAGUGAGCAUUGUUGUAUUGCUUCAGCUGCUCUUUCAGAAAAUCAGUUUGUUCUGUUCUCUACUGUUGUCUGAAAAAGUAAAUUGUAAUGUCGUUUGAAAAAUACAUAUUAAAGAUUUUCCCCCUUUUUUUACUCUA
Molecule: messenger RNA, 2899 nt
Organism: Lates calcarifer (barramundi perch)
Lineage: Eukaryota; Metazoa; Chordata; Actinopteri; Centropomidae
Gene: cactin
Product: cactin
Exons: 10
Coding region: 56-2686 (876 amino acids)
Biological process (GO): negative regulation of innate immune response; mRNA cis splicing, via spliceosome
Cellular component (GO): spliceosomal complex; cytoplasm
Molecular function (GO): protein binding
Source: RefSeq, a predicted model, not a curated record